UCUACCUCUCGUUUCCUAUCAGUCUGUGGCGGUAAUUUGUUGUUAUUCCAUGUGUUAAUUUUUUUCGUUGUUUAACAAAUAGAACACAAAGAAAAAUGUGAUUAAUCCAUUUUUUUCAACACGUUGAUAAAAUGGCGGACUGUUACUCAGGACUUGAUACUUCACAAGUCGAAUAAGGUUUUCUACUCCAAUGUAGAAAGUAGUGACUGGGAUUUUUGCAAAUAUCUGUUUUGUGAAUUAAUAAGCGGUAACAAGUUCUUCAUUCCUUAAUUGGCUAUUAAAACGUCAGUCCGGAUGGCAUUAAAUAAGAGCGACUGACUCCCUGAUUGGGCGGAAGGCCUGCAACAGCAGAAAGCCAACACUUUUUGUUGGCUUCCUCCAGGUCGUCUCACGUCAUAUAAAGCGGCCAAGAAGUUAGAGGGAAAGGGGAAACCAAGCCUGGUGAACCAAGAUAGCGUCUGUCAAGAUCUCCCAGCGUCUCAAGACGUCAACAUGGCACCCCCUGAUAAAAAGGACAGCACCAAACAAGCUAUAAUUCCGUAUACAACAGCUGUUAUAACAGUUGCUGGGGCCGAGGAUGAAGCUGAUUCCGGUGUCGCUUACUUUGUAGAUGAAGAUGGCAGGUACUACUACCAGCCCACGGUUGAGGGCCAAGAGUUUGUGAUGAACAACCAGACUACCAGCCAGGAUACUGAGCAGGGAACACAAGAAUCAGACACAAUGUUGACUGAUCAAGAAGCAGAGGGCUAUCAAACUGUGACCCUCGUCCCAUCGGAGACAAAUGGAGAAGUCAGCUAUGUGCUAGUCGUGCAAGAGGAGAAUAAAGCUAUGGUCAAUAUUGAUCUCAAGGUGGACCAGAGCGAGGCCGGUGAGAAAGGCAAUGACGAUGUGUACAACUUUGAGGAGGAAGAGGCUGGAGAAGAGGCUUCGGAGGAAGAAGAUGAUGCUCCUGAAGGAAGGCCCAAGCCACAGAAGAAGAGCAAGCACACUAGGUUGAACUUCCAGUGUAACUUCUGUUCCUAUACUAGUCAUCGACGGUACCUGCUCCUUCGUCACAUGAAGUCCCAUUCGGAUGAGCGUCCUCACAAGUGCAUGGUGUGUGAACGCGGCUUCAAGACCAUGGCUUCCCUUCAGAACCAUGUGAACAUGCACAAUGGCGUCAAGCCGCAUGUUUGCAAAUACUGCAACAGUCCUUUUACUACUUCUGGCGAGCUGGUGCGUCACGUCCGCUACAAGCACACGCACGAGAAGCCUCACAAAUGUACCGAAUGCGACUACGCCUCCGUCGAGUUGUCUAAGCUGCGUCGCCAUGUUCGCUGUCACACUGGCGAAAGACCUUACCAGUGCCCGCACUGCACGUAUGCAUCUCCCGACACGUUCAAGCUGAAACGUCAUUUGCGCACUCACACUGGCGAGAAGCCUUACAAGUGUGAAAAUUGUAAUAUGUGCUUCACGCAAUCGAACUCUCUGAAAGCGCAUCGCCUGAUACACAACGUGUCGGACAAGCCAGUGUACUCCUGCGAGCUGUGCCCGGCCAAGUGCGGGCGUAAGACGGACUUGCGCAUCCACGUGCAGAAACUGCACACUUCGGACAAGCCGCUCCGGUGCCGCCGCUGCGGGAAAUCCUUCCCCGAUCGUUAUUCCUGCAAAGUGCAUAAUAAGACCCAUGAGGGCGAGAAAUGCUUCAAGUGUGAGAUCUGCCCGUACGCUUCGACGACUCUGCGUCACUUGAAGUCACACAUGCUGAAGCACACCGAUGAGAAGCCGUUCCUCUGUGAUCUGUGCGAUCAGUCCUUCAGGCAGAAGCAACUGCUCCGCCGUCACCAGAAUCUGUACCAUAAUCCCGACUACGUGCCGAAGCCGCCCAAAGAGAAGAAUCAUACUUGCCACGAGUGCAAACGCAUGUUCGCGCACAAGGGUAACCUGAUCCGUCACUUGGCUGUCCACGACCCGGAGUCCGGUCACCAGGAGCAGGCCCUCGCCCUCAAGAUCGGGAGGCAGAGGAAAGUCAAGUUCCUCGAUGCGGAGCCUAGUAGGGAUAUACGUGUGGUGGACCCGACCAAUGCAUCGGAGAUGAUGAAGCUCGGCCUCGCCAACAACGAGAUGAAGAGAGGCGAGCUGGUCACCGUGACGGACGGCGACGGACAGCAGUACGUCGUGCUGGAGGUCAUCCAACUGGAGGACGGCACCGAGCAGCAAGUCGCGGUUGUUGCACCUGAUUACAUGGAAGAGGAUGCGCAGGAAGAGGGUGAAGAAGAAGAGGAGGAGGAGGAAGAGGAGGAAGGAGACGCAGAAAUGAGCUACGGAGGUAAAAGCUCAGAGAAUGACAACAACAUCAAGCUCGAGAAGGAGGUCGAUAGCUGCUUCGGAUUUGAUGAGGAAGAAGAGGAACCGGAUGACGAUGAUUAUACUGAGAAAGUAGUAUUGCGUAUAGUUUAAGUUCUUUCAAUACGCUACGUUGGCACGGCGACCGGCGUUCCGCAGUUGCGCAAAUUGCGCAGACUGCGCAAAACUGUGCAAACAUUCACAUAGUUAUACACACAUUACUUUUACACAUCAAGCUCAUAUACAUUUAAGAUCGUAUACAAUAAAUUUAUUCUAUUCUUUGUAAAUUGUCGCAUGUUUAAGAGGAGGCAAGAUGUCGUACUUAUAGAUCUUAGGUUAUAUUUUAUCAUUUUUUUUUGUUACAAAUUAAGGUGUUUUGAUUAAACCAAUGAUUAUGAAAUGAAAUUAAAUGAAAUUGUUUAUUUUACAAGUUGGACAUUACAUCACUUUUACACGUCAUUUUAAGAACGCUGGGGUCGGCAUUUCCUAACUGACUGAUCCCUGAGAAGAAACGCCUAAACAAACUCAAGGGUCAUACGUCCCCACUCAGAGACAUUUAAUGAUUACUUAAGUCACUCCUUAGUGACGGAAUGUCAUGCAAAUCCUUCACUAAGGAAUGGCUUAAUUAACCAUUAAAUGUCUCUGAGUGGGGAGGAUAGUCUCUUUUAAAGUCCAAACAUGUUAUUAAUCAAAUAAAAUUAUGUGUGAAAAAAAGUGAAUUUGGCAAAGAUUUUGUAAAAUGAGUAGAUUUGCGAGUAUCAUACAUAAUCGUAAAUACAUGUGUAUCGCAUAUUAGAGACAAGUUCCAAGUUUAUCUUUGGACAGUAACAUAUAGAGACAAUUGCCCGACUGUGACGAAGAGUUAUCUACAUAUUGUGAUUAAAUCUUUAACCAAUCAUGUGUAGUACGACAUACUCGCCUCUCCCGUUUUGAUGAUUAAUUAUGGAACACAAAACAAACUCAUCAGAAUCAAACAAUACAAAUAUUAUAUUAUGCAUGUAUGUAUAAGAUAUUUUACACUCGAUUAGCGCUGUAGCGUGCCGACAUAUACCGCGUCGAUUGUACCAAAUACUUAGAUCACAAUCGAAUGUAUUAGUUAUUAUUACGAUAUAAUAUAUUGAGGGCCAAACUGGAGUACGUAACUAGCUUUUAACAAUAUUUAUUUUUAAUGUUUAUGUGAAUCUGCGAGGUAUGGUAUAAGGUUACGCUUCAAUGUGUUGUGAUGUUUAUUUUUAGAAACGAAGGUCCACAAACUGAUGUAAAUAUGGUAUCACUCAUUUAUUAUUUGUGUAUUUAUUUAUUACUCUGACGAAUUAUUCAUCUAAGUAUUCUAGAAACAUCAAGUUAUACUAUGAAGUUUACUCAUGUCCUGAGGGAUCUACUUCAUUUAUUUUACGCUACCAUCGUACACGGUGAGCUUAAAAUCUUGCCUAUUACAAUUAACACCACUUACCAUGUUUGUGUACCUUCAAAAUCAGUGUAUCUAGCUUUGCACUCGUACUUACCACGCAAUCUACGUAGUUACGUACUCUCGUUGUCUCGUACUUGUACAGAAUUUACCUUUAAAUUAAAUAUUAUGCAUUCCGUUUUAAGACGGAAAUAAAAUGUGUAGCGAAGGACGCGAAGCUAGCGGCACUUCUGAAAAGUAAAAAAAAAAUGUUGCACAGUUUAACUAUGCUACGGCGGUUAGUCAUAGUGUGUACCCUUACGGUGCUGUGUUGAACAAAUUGACUCGUUGAAAUGAUCAUGACCGGUAAACUUGAUUUACAGUGUGUGAACGGGCUGAGCUGGUCAGAUCUCAUCUUCGACCGAAAUACUGUGGAUUUGUAUAGACUAUCUAUCUGUCGUUUUGCGAUUAGAGAUUGAAAUCUGACAUACAGAUGUCAAUCGCCAAUCAACGAGAGAUUACUUAUACAAAUCCUUAGAUAGCUUACAGAAAUAGCCGCUAGCUUGUUAUCCUACGAUUGUUUACGCAUUAAAUGUCUGAGUAU
Molecule: messenger RNA, 4316 nt
Organism: Helicoverpa armigera (cotton bollworm)
Lineage: Eukaryota; Metazoa; Arthropoda; Insecta; Lepidoptera; Noctuidae
Product: transcriptional repressor CTCF
Exons: 14
Coding region: 493-2439 (648 amino acids)
Biological process (GO): regulation of transcription by RNA polymerase II
Molecular function (GO): RNA polymerase II cis-regulatory region sequence-specific DNA binding; DNA-binding transcription factor activity
Source: RefSeq, a predicted model, not a curated record